This is a messenger RNA of Salvelinus sp. IW2-2015, 4254 nucleotides long. NCBI's taxonomy places the organism in Eukaryota, Metazoa, Chordata, Actinopteri, Salmoniformes, Salmonidae. The record is from RefSeq and is a predicted model, not a curated record.
AUGACGUCCUUCCCGACGGAGGACGCGACUGGGCCGAUUCCAUCAGGUGAAGAUGUCUAUAACCAGCCUGGUCCUCCCAAUCGCACACCGGGGACUCCACCCCCCCCCACACAACCCGACGAGCCUCCCCCUACAACCCCACCGUCUUCCCUCUCAGCCUCCCACAACACCCACGCAGCUCCCCCUACAACCCCCACCGUCUCCCCUCUCAGCCUCCCCAUACACACCCACCGUCUCCCCUCUCAGCUCCCCUACAACCCGCACCGUCUCCCCUCUCAGCCUCCCCCUACAACCCCCACCGUUUCCCCUCUCAGCCUCCCCUACAACACCCACCGUCUCCCUCUCAGCCCUCCCUCCCCUACAACCCCACGUCUCCCCUCUCAGCUCUCCCUCCCUACAACCCCCACGUCUCCUCUCAGCCCCCUCCCACUACAACACCCCGUCUCCCCUCGCAGCCCCCUCCCCUACAACCCACCGUCUCCCCUCAGCCCCUCCCCCUACAACCCCACCGUCUCCCUCAGCCCUCCCCCUACAACCCCACGUCUCCCCUCUCAGCCCCUCCCCCUACAACCCCACCGUCUCCCUCAGCCCCCCUACAACCCCACCGUCUCCCUCAGCCCCUCCCCUACAACCCCCACCGUCUCCCUCAGCCCCUCCCCCCUACAACCCCACGUCUCCCUCUCAGCCCCCUCCCCCCUACAACCCCCGUCUCCCCUCAGCCCCUCCCCCCUACAACCCCACCGGUCUCCCCCUCAGCCCCUCCCCCUACAACCCCCACGUCUCCCUCUCAGCCCCCUCCCCCUACAACCCACCGUCUCCCCUCAGCCCUCCCCCUACACCCCACGUCUCCCUCUCAGCCCCUCCCCCUACACCCCCACCGUCUCCCUCAGCCCUCCCCCUACGACCCCACCGUCUCCCUCAGCCCUCCCCCUAACGACCCCACCGUCUCCCCUCUCAGCCCCCCCCUACAACCCCACCGUCUCCCCUCAGCCCCUCCCCUACAACCCCCACCGUCUCCCCUCAGCCCUCCCCCUACAACCCCACGUCUCCCUCUCAGCCCCCUCCCCUACAACACCCACCGUCUCCCUCUCAGCCUCCCCACUACAACCGGCACCGCACGCUCCCCUCUCAGCCCCUCCCCCUACGACCCACCAUUCCCCUCUCAGCCCCCCCUACAACCCCACCGUCUCCCCUCGCAGCCCCCCUCCCCACUACGACCCCCACCGUCUCCCCUCUCAGCCCCUCCCCCCUACAACCCCACCGCUCCCCUCAGCCCCUCCCCCCUACAACCCCACCGUCUCCCCUCAGCCCCUCCCCCCUACAACCCCCACCCCCCUCCCCCUACAACCCCACCGUCUCCCUCAGCCCUCCCCCUACAACCCCCACGUCUCCCCUCUCAGCCCCCUCCCCUACAACCCCCACCGUCUCCUCUCAGCCCCUCCCCCCACAACCCCACCGUCUCCCCUCAGCCCUCCCCCUACAACCCCACGUCUCCCCUCUCAGCCCCCUCCCCCUACAACACCCACCGUCUCCCUCUCAGCCUCCCACUACAACCGGCACCGCACCGCCUCCCCUCUCAGCCCCUCCCCCUACGACCCCACCAUCUCCCCUCUCAGCUCCCCUACACCCCCACCGUCUCCCCUCGCAGCCCCCCUCCCACCUACGACCCACCGUCUCCCUCUCAGCCCCUCCCCCCUACGACACCACCCUCUCUCCUCUCAGCCCUCCCUCCCCCUAAACAGCCACUGUCUCCUCUCGCCCCCCUACAACACCCACCGUCUCCCUCUCAGCCCCCCCCCUACAACCCCACCGUCUCCCCUCUCAGCCCCCCUACAACACCCACCGUCUCCCUCUCAGCCCCCCCCCUACAACCCCACCGUCUCCCCUCUCAGCCUCCCCUACAAACCCACCACGUCUCCCCUCUCAGCCUCCCCUACAACACCCACCGUCUCCCCUCGCAGCCCCCCUCCCCCCUACAACCCCACCGUCUCCCCUCUCAGCCCCCCCUACAACCCCCACCGUCUCCCCUCGCAGCCUCCCCCUCACAACCCCACCGUCUCCCCUCACUCAGCCCCCCUACACCCCACCGUCUCCCCUCCAGCCCCCCCUCCCACCUCAACCCCCACCAUCUCCCCUCUCAGCCCCCCCUACAACCCACCGUCUCCCCUCUCAGCCUCCCCCCUACAACACCACCGUCUCCCUCUCAGCCUCCCCUACAACACCCACCGUCUCCCCUCGCAGCUCCCCCCCACAAACCCACGUCCUCCUCAGCCUCCCCCUACAACCACGUCUCCUCGCACCCCCCCCCCUACAACCCCCAGUCUCCCCUCAGCCCCCCUACGACCCCCACCGUCUCCCCUCUCAGCCUCCCUACGACCCCCACCGUCUCCCCUCUCAGCCCCCCCCCCCUACAACCCCACCGUCUCCCCUCUCAGCCUCCCCUCACACACCCACCGUCUCCCUCUCAGCCUCCCCCUACAACACCACCGUCUCCCCUCUCAGCCCCCCCCCCCUACAACCCCCACCGUCUCCCCUCUCAGCCUCCCCUACGACCCCACCGUCUCCCCUCUCAGCCUCCCCUACGACCCCCACCGUCUCCCCUCUCAGCCCCCCCCCCUACACCCCCACCGUCUCCCCUCAGCCCCCUCCCCUACAACACCCACCGUCUCCCCUCAGCCCUCCCCCUACACCCCCACGUCUCCCCUCUCAGCCCCUCCCCUACAACCCACCGUCCCCCUCAGCCCUCCCCCUACAACCCCCACCGUCUCCCCUCAGCCCCUCCCCCUACACCCACCGUCUCCCCUCAGCCCCUCCCCCUACAACCCCCACGUCUCCCCUCUCAGCCCCUCCCCCUACAACCCCCACGUCUCCCCUCUCAGCCCCCUCCCCCCUACAACCACGUUCCCCCUCUCAGCCCCUCCCCACUACAACCCCCACCGUCUCCCUCAGCCCCCUCCCCCUACGACCCCACCGUCUCUCUCAGCCCUCCCCCUACAACCCCACCGUCUCCCUCAGCCCUCCCCUAAACCCCCACGUCUCCCCUCUCAGCCCCCUCCCCCCUACAACACCCACCGUCUCCCCUCUCAGCCUCGCCAUACAACCGCACCGCACCCCUCCCCUCUCAGCCCCCUCCCCCUACGACCCCCACAUCUCCCCUCUCCCUCCCCUACAACCCCCACCGUCUCCCCCUCGCAGCCCCCCUCCACCUACGACCCCCACCGUCUCCCUCCUCAGCCCUCCCCCUACGACCCACCCCCCCCCUACAACCUCCACCGUCUCCCCUCAGCCCCCCCCCCUACAACCCCCACCGCUCCCUCUCAGCCCCCCCUACAACACCCACCGUUCCCCUCUCAGCCCCCCCCCUACAACCCCCACGUCUCCCCCUCAGCCUCCCCUACAACACCCACCGUUCCCUCUCAGCCUCCCCCUACAACACCACCGUCUCCCCUCGCAGCCCCCCUCCCCCUACAACCCCACCGUCUCCCCUCUCAGCCCCCCUACAACCCCCACCGUCUCCCCUCGCAGCCCCCCCUCCCACCUACAACCCCACCGUCUCCCUCGCAGCCUCGCAGCUCCCCCUACAACCCCCACCGUCUCCCUCCGCAGCCCCCCUCCCCCUACAACCCCACCGUCUCCCCUCGCAGCCCACCUACUAACCCCCACCGUCUCCCUCGCAGCCUCCCCCCUACAACACCCACCGUCUCCCUCUCAGCCUCCCCCUACAACACCCACCGUCUCCCCUCGCAGCCCCCUCCCCCUACAACCCCCACCGUCUCCCCUCUCAGCCCCCUACAACCCCCACGUCUCCCCUCGCAGCCCCCUCCCACCUACAACCCCCACGCCUCCCCUCGCAGCCUCCCCCCCUACAAACCCUUUCUCCUCUCUCCCCCCUACAACCCCACCGUCUCCCUCUCAGCCUCCCCCUACAACACCCACCGUCUCCCCUCUCAGCCUCCCCCAACAAACCCACGUCUCCCCUCGCAGCCCCCCCCCCUACACCCACCGUCUCCCCUCUCAGCCUCCCCCUACGACCCCCACCGUCUCCCUCUCAGCCUCCCCCUAACGACCCCACCGUCUCCCUCUCAGCCCACCCCAACCCCCACCGUCUCCCCUCUCAGCCCCCCCUACAACCCCCACCGUCUCCCCUCUCAGCCUCCCCCUACGACCCCCACCGUCUCCCCUCUCAGCCUCCCCCUACAACCCCCACCGUCUCCCUCUCAGCCCUCUCACCUCAGGGUUGACACUGAGGUGUGA